Ilex paraguariensis (yerba mate) is the source of this 1086-nucleotide messenger RNA. The record is from the annotation of a GenBank genome assembly. Lineage: Eukaryota; Viridiplantae; Streptophyta; Magnoliopsida; Aquifoliales; Aquifoliaceae.
AUGUCUUCACUCAGUGUUAGCAAGCCUCUCUACUCUGCUCUCAGAAGACUCUCUCUGCAACGCCUGUCCUCUACACUCACCCAUGUUCCGGAUGAUGAGAAAGCCAAUAAUAAUACAAUUGGAACAAAACCUAGCUUCAUCCAUCCCUCUGCGAAUGUUCACCCAAACGCCAUUAUAGGUCAGGGUGUUUCAAUUGGCCCCUUUUGUACUGUCGGACCUUCAGCAAAGCUGGGGAAUGCUUGUCAACUGUACGCUGGAAGCCAUAUUUUUGGAAAUACAGAAAUGGGAGAUAACUGCAUAAUAUUGACAAGCAGUGGUGCUGUUGUUGGAGAUGAGCUUCCUGGGUGUACAGUCAUUGGGCACAAUAAUUUUAUAGGGCAUCAUGCUGUGGUUGGCACUAAAUGCCAAGAUAUGAAGUAUAAGACGGGUGAUACUUGGAUGUCUGUUGAUAUGUGCCCAACAAACUUUGGACAUUGGGAUAUGAAUUUUUUGUUAAAGCCAGGGAAUGAAUGUUUCCUUGAUAUUGGUGACAACAAUGAGAUCAGAGAACAUACAUCUAUCCAUCGAUCUUCAAUGCCAAAUGAAAAAACUGUUAUUGGUGAUAACAAUCUUAUUAUGGGGUCUUGUCAUGUAGCCCAUGACUGCCAAGUGGGUAACAACAACAUUUUUGCCAAUAAUACUCUUCUAGCAGGUCAUGUUGUAGUGGAGGACUAUGCUCACACUGCAGGGUCCAUUGUUGUCCACCAAUUUUGUCAUCUUGGAUCUUUUUGUUUCAUUGGUGGUGGUUCUGUGGUUUCCCAAGAUGUCCCAAAAUACAUGAUGGUGGCUGGAGAAAGAGCUGAGCUGCGUGGUUUAAAUUUGGAAGGUUUGCGGCGGCGUGGAUUCUCAACUCUUGAGAUCAAGAGCCUGAGAGCAGCUUAUAGGAAGAUAUUCAUGCCCACUGAUGCAAAUUCUGGGGGUAUUGAAGAUCGUCUUGCUGAAGUGGAACAGUGUGAAGAAUUCGCUCAUGUUCCUGUUGUGCGUUCCAUGGUAGUAUCUGUACGUGAUUCUUUUGCUGCAAAACGUCGUGGAAUUUGCAAGUUCUGA